Molecule: messenger RNA, 282 nt
Organism: Macrosiphum euphorbiae (potato aphid)
Lineage: Eukaryota; Metazoa; Arthropoda; Insecta; Hemiptera; Aphididae
Source: the annotation of a GenBank genome assembly
AUGCCUUCCGAUAAAUGUAUUGUUUUAAAUUGUCCGAGUGGUAGAAAUGUUCGUAAACAUUAUUUUCCGAAAAAUGAUUUGGAAUUUCGUAUAUGGGUUAAAAGGGCAGGCAAUGACAAAAUUAUUAAUCUUUCUAAAGAAGAGAUCACUAAAAAAUAUGCAAUAUGUACCCUUCACUUCCAAGAUUCGUGUAGGAGCAUUGGUACUGUUCGAUUAAAUAAAGGAUCACUUCCUACAAUGUUUUUACCAAGUAUUUAUAAUAAUAUGAUUAUUAUUGUUUAG